Molecule: messenger RNA, 785 nt
Organism: Durio zibethinus
Lineage: Eukaryota; Viridiplantae; Streptophyta; Magnoliopsida; Malvales; Malvaceae
Biological process (GO): vacuolar proton-transporting V-type ATPase complex assembly
Cellular component (GO): endoplasmic reticulum membrane
Source: RefSeq, a predicted model, not a curated record
UUGUUUAUGGCAGUUUUGGGCCCAACGGACAACAACAAUUUUCUUUAAAGAGUUCAAGUUCGAAUCAAAGCUUUGGCUCCCUGUCUUCUGUUCUCCUCCUCUCAAAUCAAACCAACGAAAAAUCAUACCUGUCUUCUAUUCUGCUCCUCUCGAAUCAAACCAACAAAAAAUCAUAGUAAAAAACUAAUAAAAAGAAAAACCCAAAAACAAAGAAGAUCUUCCCUUUCAAGAUUGUGGGUAUUGAAAAUGACUGCUGGAGUGAUUAAGAAGUUCUUUAUUGCAUCAAUGUUCAUGUGGAUAGCUCCUCUUGCAAUUUUGUAUGGCUUUAACCAUAAUUUUCUUCGUGGUUCAACAGAUUUAUCUCCCCAUGCUAUGACACUGUUGAGUGGGUUCCUUGCUGUAAUAUCAGUCAAUAUAGUUAUUGCAUUCUACAUUUGGAUGGCAAUGAAGGAACCUUCGGAUAAGCAUGAGCCAGAUCCAAAGUUUCUUGCCGAUGCCAAAGCUAGUAUAAGCCAGCCAACAGGUGAAGCCACAACCUCUUCUCAAUCUCAAAAGAAACAAGAAUAGAAUGGAGAGAAUGGAACAAUGGGUUCUGUGUUCAAUGCUUUUGAGACAAGUUGAUUUCUUUCUAUGUUUUGUUGUAUAUUUGGACUCAUUGGCAAUGAUCUUUUUGUAUUAGUCUUGAGAUUUGAUUGCAAUCUCAUUAUUUCUUUUUUUGUUAACUUGUUUUGACCUGCACUUACUGAAAUUAUAUUUAUACUAAUCAUUCAAGUUGUCUCCCCGAA